This is a messenger RNA of Malania oleifera, 489 nucleotides long. RefSeq lists its product as uncharacterized. The coding region runs from base 1 to 489 and encodes 162 amino acids. The transcript is spliced from 3 exons. The record is from RefSeq and is a predicted model, not a curated record. NCBI's taxonomy places the organism in Eukaryota, Viridiplantae, Streptophyta, Magnoliopsida, Santalales, Ximeniaceae.
AUGGAUUCCAGGGGAAAAGAUGUUGUGAUUGGAGGAGAUACCUCUAGCGAGGAUCAUGUUGAUGCUUCAGCACAGUUCACCCAGGCAAACCCACUGGCGUUUGCAGGUGUACUGAACCCGAUCGCAGCCGAAGAUUGGAUUCAGGAAAUAAAGGAGCUACUGGGGGUGUUGGAGUUUAUUAAGGAGCAAGAAGUGAAGUAUGCCACUUACAAACUAGUGGGGGAGGCAAAUAGAUGGUGGCUAUCAGCGAAAAUAGUGGAGGAGCAGUGCCCAGGGCUGGUGGCUAUCACUUGGAGCCGGUUCAAGGAGGUUUUCUUCGACAAGUAUUUCCCCGUUGCUACCCAAACUGCUAAGCAGUAUGCAGCCAAGUUUGUGGAGUUAUCCCGUCUUGCUCCACACAUGAUUCCGAACGAGCCAUUAAAAGCCAGGAUGUUUGAGAAAGGACUGAGACAUGGAAUACGCACACAAGUGGUGGCGUUGUUGACUUAG